Naegleria gruberi is the source of this 1338-nucleotide messenger RNA. RefSeq lists its product as uncharacterized. The coding region runs from base 1 to 1338 and encodes 445 amino acids. NCBI's taxonomy places the organism in Eukaryota, Heterolobosea, Eutetramitea, Acrasida, Naegleriidae. The transcript is spliced from 2 exons. The record is from RefSeq and is a predicted model, not a curated record.
AUGCCAAUCACACCAAAACACUUUGGAGUUGACAAGACUUUCAGCUCUUUCAAAACCUUCCACAUGAAACUCACCAUCUUGGAAGCUAAAAAUUUGAUCAACACUGAUUCUGGUAAAAAUGGUGACGUUUCUGAUCCAUACUGUGUUGCCUGGCUCGGAGGUAAAAAGAAGGAACAGUUCAAGACUCAUGUAAUUUCCAACUCAUUAAAUCCUGUCUGGAAUGAAACUUUUGAAAUUCCACUCGAUCACAAUCCAGAACAAUAUGUCCUAAUUUGUCAAUUAUAUGAUAAGGACAAAUUCACAGGAGAUGAUUCAUUGGGAUUCAUAGCAGUUUCACUUUCUACUCUCAAAUUGGAAGAGAAGAAACCAUUCGAAAUGUGGCUAAACUUGCAAGGAGUUCCAAAAGGAAGUUUACAUAUUCGAAUUGAACCUCUCAACUUUCAAAUUAAUGAUGGUUUCGUUGAUUCACUCUCUGAGAAUAUUCCACAAAUUGACUUGACCAACUUUUUAAAUGAAUACAAGAAUGAGAAGGGAAGAGGUUUCGCCAGUAGAGGAAGAAGUUUAAAAUCAAUUUUGAGUGGAAAUAUUUCAGAAAAGGAAUCUCAACGAUUGGAUAACUUGUUUGGUGUAGAGUAUUUGGAGGAUAUUUAUGAUGAAUUGAGAACUGGUGAUGUCUUGUUGCAUUCUGGAAAGGGAACUUUCUCAAAAGCUAUUCAAUUGGGAUUUUCAUCAACUUGGUCUCACUUGUCGAUUAUUAUUAGAAAUCCACCGAAAGAAUUAUUGGAAUUGUAUAAGGUUCAAGUUGAUGCUUCAUCAAGAUUUUCAACUGUUUUUGUUGCAGAAUCUGAAACUGAUACUGUGGACAAUAAGGAAGGUGGUGGAAUUCAAUUAGUAGAAUUGAGAAAGUGGUUUAUGGAUUAUUUGGAAAGAGAUCCAACUGAUUUGUGUUGUUUGAGAAGAUUGAACAUUCCUUCAAUGGAUAAUAGACCAAAGGAUGAGAAUAUUGUGGAUCAAUUCCCAACACUUGUUGAUUAUUUGAAGAUUUCCAUUGAUAAGAAAUACGAAACUUCAAAAUCUGAAUUAUUGAAAUGUGUCAUUAAGAGAAAUACUCAAUCCAAUGAUGCUAAUGUAUUCUGUUCUGAAUUUGUGGCUGAAUGUUAUCUUAGAAUGGGUUUAUUGCCACAAUACACAAUUACCUGCAAUUAUGGACCUCGUGACUUUAGUCAGGAAUCUAAUUUGGUUAAUACAGUUCUAUUGAAAGGAGCCAACUUGACAAAAGAAAAGAGAAUUCGAGUAAGAGAAUGGGAUGAAAAGAAUGAUUGGAAUGUUCAACCAUAA